AUGGGAGACUUAAAAACCAUACUAAAAAGUCCACUUUAGCCUAAUGAAUCAAGACAUAAUGAUGUACAUCAAAAGACAGUUAAAUUGAAUAAUUAUGAGAAUAUUUGUUUUUUGGAACAGAAAAGUGAGAAAAUGUAGUAGAUCUAAAUUAUGUAUAAAAUUAACUUUAGUUUAGGAAUGAACCUAAUCAGUAAUUAAAUUAUCGAAUUCACUAACUAAGCAUUAGAAGAAUUUCAUCACCAAAUCUACAUCAAUUAAAACUUGAUAUCAAUUUACAAACUAAAUCUUCCUUGAGUUUAAAAACUACUUAAUUAUAAACUCCUGUUCCUGUCUCGUUCAAAUAAUACGAUAUAGUGACCCAACUAUUGGGAAGCUUGAAGAAUUAAUAAAGAAAUUAAGGAAAUUAUUUAACAAAACGAUGA
Molecule: messenger RNA, 422 nt
Organism: Paramecium octaurelia
Lineage: Eukaryota; Ciliophora; Oligohymenophorea; Peniculida; Parameciidae
Source: the annotation of a GenBank genome assembly